Penicillium argentinense is the source of this 363-nucleotide messenger RNA. RefSeq lists its product as uncharacterized. Lineage: Eukaryota; Fungi; Ascomycota; Eurotiomycetes; Eurotiales; Aspergillaceae. The transcript has a single exon. Bases 1 to 363 code for a protein of 120 amino acids. The record is from RefSeq and is a predicted model, not a curated record.
AUGUCCGCCGAAUGGUCUCUCGAUUUCUGUCUCGUCUGUGACCGUCAAACCGCUGGUGGUCCCUACUGCUCCCAAACAUGCCGUCUGGCCGAACUCGAUCGACCGGCCUCCGAUGACAAUGAUGCCUUCUCUCCACGAUCACGAGAGGGGGCUUCGCACUCGCGGUCAUCCACUCUCGAUUCCAAUAUUGACUCGCCAGCGGCUCGCAGCCUGUCAGCCUCCUCCUCUCAAACCUCCCUCUCUUCCUUGAAGAGUCACUCCUCCAAUUCCACCAUCUCCGAUCAGCUUCAAGAUGAGCUGCGCGACUACGCGAGUUGCUUCGAUCCGGUGCGGGACCUGAAACGACGCAUGACCACCUCUUAA